GGCACCCACGGCGCUGGCCCUCAUCCUGGGUGAGUGACGAUGGGGACGUGGUGCCACGGGGGGUUGGUGGCCCUGUGUGACACCAGGACCGUGUCCCUUGCAGGUUGGUGGCUGGCGGCAGCGAGCGGAGCACAGCAUGUGCCCCGACCCUCCCUGUCGCUGCACCCCAGCCAGGGGGUGUCCCUGGGGGACGCUGUCACCCUGCGCUGCCACCUGCCCCCGGUGCAAGCCUGGGUCUGGCUGUACCAGGAUGGAGGUAGGACACAGAACAAGUACCAGGACAAGGAGCAGGAUGCGGUCGAGUUCUCCUUCGUUAGCACAAGCUGGGAGCACGCAGGGUCGUACCGGUGCCAGUACCACGUGUCUGAGCCACUGGGGACAUCGGAAAAGAGCGACCCUGUGGAGCUGGUGCUGACAGAUCGCAGGUUCCCCCCACCCAGCAUUUCUCUGAGCUCCGAGGGACGCGUGAUGGCAGCGAUCAACGUCAGCAUCCGCGUGGGGAGGGGGUCCAACGUCACCAUCCAGUGCUGGAACUGGGAUUACGGAUCCUCCUUCCUCCUGCACAAGGGUGGGAGCUCAGCCCCCAUCCAGCGCCAGGACCCCAGUGGGGGAGCAACGGCCACCUUCACCCUCUUUGGGGUCUCCCCAGCUGACACCGGCACCUACAGCUGCUCCUACCGCCCCUGGGGUCACCCCUUUGUGUCCUCACCCCUCGGGGACGGCGUGACACUGGAGGUGACAUCCCCACCUACACGUCCAGGUGACACUGCGGAAUCCCAUGGGAGCCUGGUUGUGGCAGUGGCAGGGGGCUGCGCCACUGCCCUGGCCUUCGGCCUCAUCAUCUUCUUCCUCCUGCCUGCCUGCAGACGGCGGAUACAGAGCACGGCCGGCUCUGGUGAACCCCUCAAGAGUUCCAAGGCCGAUGAGCUCCAGGUGCCGCCCGGUGACAACGAGGGGCUGACCUACGCUGAGCUGCAAGCUGUGACCCCCAUCUUGUGCCAUCCUGGGGCCAGAAUGGCCCCCCAACCCCCUGUUCUCUAUGCUGAGGUGGGCACUGGGCCUAACCCUAACCCUAAUCCUGACCCUGACCCUGACGCUGACCCUAACCCUAACAAAGUGCCACUUCCCUUUUGGGCUCCUGUUGCCACAUCAGGAGGUGACAUCACAGCAUCCUGUCCCAAAAGGGGAAUUGAAAGCAGCUCAACGCCGCUCCCUGUUCCCCACUGCAGCCUCGCCGUCCCCAAGCUGCUCCUGAAUCAUGGCACCCACGGCGCUGGCCCUCAUCCUGGGUUGGUGGCUGGUGGCAGCGAGCGGAGCACAGCAUGGUGCCACCUGCCUCGGUUGGAUGCCUGGGUCUGGCUGUACCAGGAAGGACGUUGGAGAUACAGCAAGUUCAAGUACAAGCAGGAGGACACUGCAGAGUUCUCCAUCUUGAGCACAAACUGGGAGCACGCAGGUCCGUAUCGGUGUCAGUAUCAGCUGGAUUGGUCAGCAGAGACAUCGGAGCUGAGCGACCCCGUGGAGCUGGUGCUGACAGAUCACAGCUUCCCCCCACCCAGCAUUUCCCUGAGCCCUGGACAACGUGUGGGGACAGGGAGCAACGUCAGCAUCCAGUGCUGGAUCCAGGGCUAUGGGGGCUCCUUCCUCCUGCACAAGGAUGGGUGCUCAGCCCCCAUCCAGCGCCAGGAGCUCCUCGUGGAGGACAAGGCCACCUUCACCAUCCUUGGGGUGACCCCGGCUGACAGCGGCACCUAUAGGUGCUCCUACCGCCCCUGGGCUCAGCGCUUCCUGUCCUCACCCAUUGGGAACAACGUGACUCUGGAGGUGGCACCCACACCUGCACCCCCAGGGGCGCCCAAACCUGCAGAGCCCACGGGUGCUGAGGAGCAGUCCCGUGCCAAUCUGGUGCUGGCACUGGUGAGGGGCUUUGUGGCUGCGCUCGUCUUUGGCCUCGGCGUUUUCUUCGUCGUCGAUGCCCGCAGCCUCUGGAUACGGGCAGAUCAGAGCCGUGGUUCCCCCGCGGUGACAACAAGCAUCUGACCUGCGCUGAGAUUCCUGCUGUGAGCCCUGGUCUCCGGCCACCCAGGCCAGCUGCCACCCCUCAGCCCCCCAUCAUCUCCCCCCGUGGGCACUGGGGGGCCCCCACUGAUACCCCCACGCCAAUGGUGCCUCAGUUUGAAGGGGCUCUGAAAGGCACGCAGCCCAAAUUCCCUGCUUGGAGCUCCAUCACAUCACCAUCCACCCUUUCAUCCCCAAAUCCCCACAAAGCUGACAUCCCCAAAUCCUCACCUCCUUCCCACACCCAUCAAAUCCCAGAAUUCUCCGCUCUCACCCCCAAAUCCUUCCUGAUCCCCCUCCAAUCCCAUCACAUCCCUUCAGACCCCAAGCACUCCUUCACCCGCCCCAAAACCCAACUCCAUUCCUACAAGACACCCAAAUCCUCCCCCAUCCACCCCACACUCGCACCAACUGCCCACCGACCCCACACCGCUGCCCCCCACCUCCACUCCGACCCCCUGCAGAUCCCACCCAGCGUCUCCCUGCUGCCCUCCUGCCCUGCUCUCAGCAUCAGCAGCUUUGGAGGCGCCGUGCCGCGCGUCGCUGUGCAAAUAUCUGCCAUGGAUGUCGUGACGGCGCUCACUGCCAUCGCUCUCUGCAGCCUCAGCAAACACAUUUGAUCACCACCACCCGCGAGUUCUGACCUUCAAUCUUACACCCCCCACCCCCAGGGCUUCUGGCUGCUUCGUGCGCUCGUGUGACAGCGGCCACGGAUGCGCUGUGCUCCUCGUGCUCAGCAGGGCCAUCGCUGCCACCGCAGCCACCUCACCUCGCACGGCCGCUCUCUGCUCCACGCAACGACAGCCGGCCAACAAAACUCCUUUUCUGACCCGGUUGCUGCGCUUGCUGCCUCUCCAACACGUGCAAGACGAUGCUCCUGCCAUGGCAGCGGAGGCUGCAGGGCCCCAGGGCUGACGACAGCAGGACGAGGGGAAAUGGAUCCAAGUUGAAGGAGGGAAGAUUUCGGUUGGAUGUUAGGGGGAAGUUCUUUACUAGGAGAGUGGUUGGGCCCUGGAACGGGCUGCCCAGGGAGGUUGUGGAUGCCCCGUCCUUGGACGUGUUUAAGGCCAGGUUGGACGGGGUCCUGGGCAACCUGAUCUGAAUGUGGAUGUUUGGUGGCCCUGCUGGGCAGGGGGUUGGAACUGCAUGAUCCUUGGGGUCCCUUCCAACCCGGGUGAUUCUGUGAUUCUGUGAUUCUGUGAUUCAUAGGGGCACACAGGGCUGCCAUAGGGACACAGAAGCACACCAUAGGGACACAUAGGGACACCAUAGGGGCACACAGGGAUGCCAUAGGGACACGUAAGGUCGCCAUAUGGACACAUGAGGAGCUGUAGGGGCACACAAGGAUGCCAUAGGGACACAUGAGGAGCCAUAGGGACACAUGAGGAGCCAUAGGGACACAUGAGGACACCAUAGGGACAUAAAAGGAUGCUAUUGGGACACAUAAGGUCACCAUUGGGGCACAUGAGGACCCCAUAGGGGCACGCAGGGCUGCCAUAGGGACACAUAGGGACAGGUUGGACGGGGUCCUGGGCAACCUGAUCUGAAUGUGGAUGUUUGGUGGCCCUGCUGGGCAGGGGGGUUGGAACUACAUGAUCCUUGGGGUCCCUUCCAACCCGGGUGAUUCUGUGAUUCUGUGUGAUUCUGUGACACGGAUGAACAAGUGCAGGAAAGUCCUGGGCAAAGGUUGUGAGGUGCUUUGUGUGAGGAGAUGCAGAUGGACGAGGGCAGGGGCAGCGAGAGCGAGAGGAGCUGCAGCUGAAUGGCUGCGAGGAGCUCCUUUGUGUGGAUUUAUCUCAGGAUGGAGGCCAUCUCAGGGGGGGCUCAGUGAAUCCUGCUCAAGGCCCAUCCUUGUCACAAAGGCAGGAGAACAAGGAGGAUGAAAGAGGAACUGAAAACCAUGAGGAUAGAUUCUUGAUGAAGAAGAACAGAGGUUUCUAUCAGCAGAUUCCUCAUGAAGAACAGAGGUUUCUAUCAGCAGAUUCCUCAUGGAGCAGAACAGAGGUUUCUAUCAAGAUUCCUCAUGAAGAACAGAGGUUUCUAUCAGCAGAUUCCUCAUGAAGCAGAACAGAGGUUUCUAUCAGCAGAUUCCUCAUGAAGAACAGAGGUUUCUAUCAGCAGAUUCCUCAUGAAGAACAGAGGUUUCUAUCAGCAGAUUCCUCAUGAAGAGCAGAGGUUUCUAUCAACAGAUUCCUCAUGAAGCAGAACAGAGAUUUCUAUCAGCAGAUUCGCCAUGAAGAACAACAGAGGUUUCUAUCAGCAGAUUCCUCAUGAAGCAGAACAGAGGUUUCUAUCAGCAGAUUCCUCAUGAAGCAGAACACAG
Lagopus muta (rock ptarmigan) is the source of this 4381-nucleotide messenger RNA. RefSeq names its product leukocyte immunoglobulin-like receptor subfamily A member 3. The record is from RefSeq and is a predicted model, not a curated record. Lineage: Eukaryota; Metazoa; Chordata; Aves; Galliformes; Phasianidae. The transcript is spliced from 14 exons. Bases 40 to 2040 code for a protein of 666 amino acids.